CUGAUCGAGAUGAUAAUGAUGUCUGAAACAGUUAAACUCGAAUCAAGCAAACGACUCGGCUCAAUGGAUCCUGAAAAGCAAGUUGCAGAGAAAAUUUAAUGGAGACAAGUCAACUCUCUUUGUCAUUGGCUUUCUUUCUUCUGGAAAGGUUCUCGUGAAGCCAACCCGUUCACACCCACCACCUGUUUGAUAUAAUUCCACACUGAGUUCUUUUCACAAUCUCAUAACCGAUUCUUCUACAAACAAAUUAAACCCCACACAGUCUCCCUCCUUGUCUUCUCUUUUACAGGCAAGCCAGCGACUUAUAUCAAAAGGGAAAACGAGGAGAUUGAAAUGAGUUCUUGUUUCUGUGUUUGGUCGAAAACAGAAAGCUCUGAACUUGACUGUAACAAGGUUGUAUCCGCUGCAACAGUCCUACAUAGCCCUCGGAGUCAAGCUGAGAUAUUAAAGUCACCGAAUUUGAAAUCGUUUAGUUUCAAUGUACUUAGAACAUCCACCAGAAACUUCCGUCCCGAUAGUGUAUUGGGAGAAGGUGGCUUCGGUUUAGUUUUCAAGGGUUGGAUAGAUGAACACUCGCUUUCAGCUGCUAAACCUGGAACUGGCACUGUUAUCGCUGUCAAACGAUUAAAUCAAGAAGGCGUUCAAGGUCACCAAGAAUGGUUGGCGGAAAUCAACUAUUUGGGGCAGCUACAUCAUCCAAAUCUUGUACAACUAAUCGGUUACUGCUUAGAGGAUGACCAAAGACUUCUUGUAUACGAGUUCAUGUCUCGAGGCAGCUUGGAAAACCAUCUUUUCAGAAGGAGUUCUUACUUUCAACCUCUCUCAUGGAACCUCCGAUUGAAGGUAGCUCUUGGUGCUGCGAAAGGGCUUGCAUACCUUCAUAGUCCAGAUGCAAAAGUUAUAUAUCGCGAUUUCAAAUGCUCCAAUAUCUUGAUUGAUUCUAACUACAACGCAAAACUUUCGGAUUUCGGGUUGGCAAAAGAUGGGCCAAUCGAUGGGAAAAGUCAUGUAUCUACAAGAGUCAUGGGGACUUACGGGUACGCAGCUCCAGAGUACAUGGCUACAGGUCACUUGACUGAGAGAAGCGAUAUCUACAGUUUUGGGGUGGUUCUUCUUGAAAUUUUGACGGGAAGACGAUGCAUAGACAAGAAUCGUCCAUCUAAUGAACAAAUACUCGUGGAUUUUGUUAAGCCUUAUUUGAUCAGCAAACGAAGGAUUCUUCAAAUCAUUGAUCAGCGGAUCGACGGUCAGUAUUCUUCCGAUGUGGCCAUGAGAGCUGCAAUUCUUGCAAUGAAGUGUCUUGCGAGAGAACCGAAGUACAGGCCGAGUGCUGCGGAGUUGGUGAAAGCGUUGGAACACCUUCAGGAAUUGCAGAAAGCGUCGGAGAAUUGUAGAAAAGAAUCGGUUCGGAAACAGACCGGCAACAAAAAUUCAGGUUGCCGGCGACCGGUGGGUUCUAAUGGAGCUCUGGAAAUGGGGGGUAAAGGCAUCCAUUAUCGUCUUGCAGAUCUUAAAUUUGAUUGUCACUGUUGCCACCGCCACCACCGUCCGCCACCAUAG
This is a messenger RNA of Lactuca saligna, 1560 nucleotides long. Lineage: Eukaryota; Viridiplantae; Streptophyta; Magnoliopsida; Asterales; Asteraceae. The record is from the annotation of a GenBank genome assembly.